Varroa destructor (honeybee mite) is the source of this 1292-nucleotide messenger RNA. RefSeq lists its product as uncharacterized. The record is from RefSeq and is a predicted model, not a curated record. Lineage: Eukaryota; Metazoa; Arthropoda; Arachnida; Mesostigmata; Varroidae.
AUGGGCGACGAGGGCGAAAUAUCCCUCGUUGAGUUAUUCGCUGGGAAGGAUAAUUCUAGUCUGCGUUUGUGAAAUCGUCAUAAUAGUGAAAUGUCGUAGUGAACGCUGUAAAUUGGAACACAUGACAAAAUGGUGGACGUUUCUCAGAGAUAUGUACGCACAAAACGCUGUGUUGAUACUGCAAAAUUUCCUGCACUACAUUGCCGUGACCCCGUUUCAUGCGCUUUGGCUACUUUGUACCGUCAUAUUAAAGCUAUUAGCUAACUUCGUGGGCUCGAUAACGAUCAAUAACGUGGUGGUUGCCAUGGGAGAAGUAACAAUGCUCUUGUGGAAUACGCUGACAUUUGUGGUCAACAUUUUCUAUUAUGUCUUUGCGCUAGUUUUCACUCUUUUAUACUUCACCUUCACAUGCAUCCUCUGGCUAAAUGCAGCUGUUCGUCAGAAACAUCGUGGAAAUAUCUGGGAAGCUUCCAAUAUAUUUGAAUCACUUGUCGUAAUUCUUCUAGCGGCUGGGGUGGCUUGGACUAUAAGCUUUGUGAUGAGGCUGUUGAAGAAAGCAUUUUCUUCCCUCAUGAACAGAGGGGUAUCUCAUUCUAAUCAACCUGCCCAACUUACUGAACCCGCUUUACCGCCAUAUCAAGGCCCCGCUCAACGAAGUCAGCCUAUUCAGCAAAAGCCGGUCGUGCCAGCUUCCAAGAGCGUACCUCAGCGAGGAACUUUUUCGAUGGACAAAUUUGAGGGUGCUCGUGCUACGCUUAGGCGUGGCAUUAGACCACCGGACAAGCGUGCCGAAUAUAGCUCUCCAAGCCGGUCGCAAGCAAACGAACCCAAUCGCCUACAGGGGUCUCCGCAAGGCGGAAAAAUUCAACUGAAAUCUGUACCUAGUAAGAGUACAAAACGUAUAAGGAAGACUUCGAAACGAGCUCCACCACGGAGGAUUAAGCGUCAAGUAAGCCAUUCAGUGGAACACGACGAAAGCUGAAUAACUUCGCUUGUUCCACUUUUUUAUUCUUUUCAAAAGCAGAUGAAAUCUUUCGGCUCCCCAUAGUGCGUACGGUGGUGAGGGCUGCAUAUAAACACGUACGGGACAUAACAACUUUAACGAAAAUCUUCGCGCAUGAUAUAGCAGUGGCUUAAUGCUGAUAUUAGCAGACUGCCGUUACACAACGUCUUAUGAAGCUUCCCAGUAUAGUCGCCGCCGCCGCCGCCGCCGCAUUGAGUCUACAAGUAUAUUAAAAGUAUUGAUUAACAUUAGCUGGCCACGAAGGUAAGAGAUAUCGGCUAAUUUGAGG